GAAAAAUCCAAAAUUGAUUUUUGGACCAUACCGUAUAUGCAGCCCCAUAUUAUGGAAAAUUAAUAAUUAAAGGUCCAAAGUAAAACAGCAACCAAGAAACUGAAGGAUGGCAGUCCGGCAGUUGAUGUUGUAAGAUUCUAUGCGCUGUUUUGUUAUUUUUGUCUUUAAACAGACAAAAGCCUCAGAAACCAGAAAAAGAAAAAAUCAGAGCCAUACUUUCUUGCAAGUCUAAAAUUCUGCCUUUCAACACCUUGAAUUUUUGGAAAACGAAGGAAAGCCACGUCGACACUCUACUGCUGUUUCAAGCAGCGACGUUGUUUGUUUCUUCUUUUGUUUUCUAUUCAGGGUCUUUUAUUUUUUCAAUCCCUUUUUUUUUCUCCUGAAAACACAAUAAAUAUCAUUGCUCCAUACUCGAGAACUCAAGGUCUUAAUAUCUUCUUCUUUGCUGGUGUCUGCUGCUAACAUGGCAGCAAUACUGGCUUCACAGAGUUUUUAUUUGCCCAACUGUGAAUUGAUGAAUCAAGGAAGAACAAUGGAUACUCUCAGUUUUUCAAGCUCAAUUUCGAAUCAGUUUGCAAAGUUUGAGAGGCAAAUACAUAAUCUGCCCAUGGCAGAUAAAUCGUUCAGGUUUCAAGUGAAAAUGCAGCAAACUGAAUCAGCCCCAAAAGUAGGAAUCAAUGGGCGAGCUGUUAAAAUGGUGCCUGCCGGUGAGGUAGUGAAAAGAAAGGCUCCAGCCACUAGUAAAGUGGAGAAGGUGAAUGGUGUAAAGCAUGUUGUAAAUGGUGCUAGCAUAAUUAGGAGAGAUAAUGGUCCAACCUUAGUGAAGACACCUAAAUCUAGAGUGUCUAAAGAACUUCCACCAUUAGAGGAGUUAAAGGUUCUGCCUUCAGAUGAAAAUUUCAGUUGGGCCAAUGAGAAUUAUAGUACCUUACAAAGGACUAUAGAUGUUUGGUCUUUUGUUCUUUCUUUACGUAUCCGUGUUCUGUUGGACAAUGCGAAAUGGGCAUAUCUGGGAGGUUUCGCAGAAGAUAAGCAGAAAAAGAGGAGGAUAAAGACUGCCUCAUGGCUACGAGAGAGUGUAUUGCAACUUGGUCCUACUUUUAUUAAACUUGGACAGUUAUCUUCAACCAGGUCAGAUCUAUUUCCACGUGAAUUUGUGGACGAGCUUGCCAAAUUGCAGGAUAAAGUCCCUGCAUUCUCACCAAAGAAAGCAAGACGCUUCAUUGAGAGUGAACUGGGAGCUCCCAUAGAUGUACUAUUUAAGGAAUUUGAGGACCAGCCAAUUGCUGCAGCUAGCCUUGGUCAGGUACAUCGCGCUAUUCUGCAUAAUGGGGAGAAAGUUGUUGUCAAGGUCCAAAGACCUGGUCUUAAGAAGCUUUUUGACAUCGAUUUACGAAACCUAAAGCUAAUUGCAGAGUAUUUUCAAAAUAGUGAAACUUUUGGUGGUCCAACAAGAGAUUGGGUUGGUAUAUACGAGGAAUGCUCAACGAUUUUGUAUCAAGAAAUUGAUUAUAUAAAUGAAGGGAAAAAUGCUGAUAGGUUUCGCCGAGAUUUUCGAAAUGUAAAGUGGGUCCGCGUGCCUAUGGUGUUUUGGGAUUACACUGCUACAAAAGUGUUGACGUUGGAGUAUGUACCAGGAAUUAAAAUCAACCAAUUGGAUGCACUGGAUUCUCGGGGAUAUAGUCGUUCUCGAAUUUCAUCACAUGCCAUUGAAGCAUACUUGAUUCAGAUUUUGAAAACGGGCUUCUUUCAUGCGGAUCCACAUCCUGGAAAUCUUGCUAUUGAUGUGGAUGAAGCAAUCAUAUAUUAUGAUUUUGGCAUGAUGGGGGAGAUCAAAUCGUUUACUCGUGAGAGAUUGCUGGAACUUUUCUAUGCUGUAUAUGAGAAAGAUGCAAAGAAGGUUAUGCAGAGCCUCAUAGAUCUUGGAGCACUUCAACCCACAGGAGAUUUGUCCUCAGUGAGGAGAUCUGUGCAAUUCUUCUUGGACAAUUUAUUGGACCAGAGGCCAGAUCAGGAGACUACUUUGGCUGCAAUAGGAGAGGAUUUGUUUGCAAUAGCUCAGGAUCAACCAUUUCGGUUCCCAUCCACAUUUACCUUUGUUUUGAGGGCAUUUUCCACACUUGAAGGUAUUGGCUACAUACUUGAUCCAAAUUUCUCCUUUGCGAAGAUUGCUGCACCUUAUGCACAGGAACUUCUAGAUAUUAGACAAAGGCAGCGAACUGGGACGCAACUGGUGCUGGAGAUAAGGAAACAAGCUGAUGAUGCCAGGUCCUACACAAUGUCUAUGCCAUACAGAGUUCAGCGAAUAGAAGAAUUUGUGAAACAACUUGAAUCAGGAGAUGUGAGACUCCGUGUCCGGGUGCUAGAGUCUGAGAGAGCAGCGCGGAAGGCAACAAUACUGCAAAUGGCGACCAUUUACACUGUGCUAGGAGGUACCCUGCUAAACCUAGGUGUUACCUUCAGCAGUCAAGGCAGCCAAAUUAUUGCUAACGGAUCAUUCCUCGGAGCAGGAGUUUUCUUUACACUUUUUCUUAGGUCAAUGCAAAGGGUGGAGAAGCUAGACAAUUUCGAGAAGAUGAUAUGAUUUUAAUCUCACAAGGCAAAGGAUUUCUUUCACCUAUAUGCUCAUUUAUCAGUCAUUUAAUUGUCUUAUUUGCACCAAAUUAAUUCUUAUGUGUAAUUUUUUCCUCAAAUAUUUGAGGGUGAAACCAUUUGAGUAUCAUAUAAGCACAAAAUAAUGAUAUAAUAUGCCAAACAAUGAAAGGGAAAUUCCUUCCUGCUAGGGAAAUUUAUAGUUGUGCAAUAAGAGAUGUUUUGACUGGUUAAAAAGGAAAAUUUCAGUUUA
Durio zibethinus is the source of this 2845-nucleotide messenger RNA. RefSeq names its product protein ACTIVITY OF BC1 COMPLEX KINASE 7, chloroplastic. The record is from RefSeq and is a predicted model, not a curated record. NCBI's taxonomy places the organism in Eukaryota, Viridiplantae, Streptophyta, Magnoliopsida, Malvales, Malvaceae. Gene Ontology annotation, biological process: regulation of response to reactive oxygen species.